UAUGACUGUAUCAGCUGUUUUACAAUCACACUAAAGCUGAGUUUACAUGACGUUACUAGUUGACCAGAGUAACCGCCACAGUGUGACUGAGUAUCAAACAGAUGAUCAUGAAGAAGUCACUUUUCAUUUGAAGCUGAAAGUGUAAUGUUGUGUUUCAGUUGUAGCUCAAUGUGUGCAGAGGAUUCUAUAGUGUACAGCGUCACUUCUGUCAAAUCAACUUACAGUUUACUACAGUAAAUGUGUUCUUAUAACUGUUGUGAAGGUCUAGAUGUCAUAGUAAAGUUAAAAAGUCAUCUGUAAACUGAGGUAAGAGAGUGUGGGAGAGAGAGAGAGAGAGAGAGAGGGAGAGGGGUCAGAGCUGUCCAAUCCCACACAAGGCUUGAGCUGAGAAGGAAAAAACAAGCGAACAUUGCAGGAUAUUCUCACAGGAUGUGUACGAGAGCAGAGAGAGAGACACAUGUGAGGGUGUGUGGAGCGUUUAAGAGCUCAUGAAGAGAUUCAGCUGAGCACUAUGGAUGUCCGUGUCUGGAUCGUGAUGCUCAUGGUGGCGCCCGUCGCUCUGUUCAGACGUCCAGCAGAACUUUCUCUCUGUCAAGUGCUCCAGAAAGAUGCCGACUGCAGUCAUCUCAACCUCAGAAACAUCCCGAACCAUCUUCCCUCCGGCAUCCACACGCUGGACCUGUCCCAGAACCAUCUGCAGAACCUGACGGAUGACUCUCUCCUGUCUUACACUGCCAUCCAUCAUCUCAAGCUUCACUCCAAUCAGAUCGAGUUCAUUCAGCCGGGUGUCUUCAGAGACAUGAGUCAUCUGCGCGUGCUGGAUCUGUCCAGAAACUCUCUGGAUGUUUACGGCGCUCUGAAGACGCACGUGGGGCCGCUGCCGUCCGUACACAGUCUGGAUCUGUCGGGAAACGGCCUCUUCACCCACAUGAGCGACUACUUUCUGAGAGACGCUCCGGCGCUCACCAACCUGUCGUUGAACGGGAACAGCAUCACUAAAAUCUGCAGGGACACGUUCAACGGAUCUCAGGCCUUACAAAACAUCGACUUGCAUAACAACGUUAUCAUUGAGAUCGAAGAAGGCGCCUUUGAGUCCUUGACCGAUCUCUCCGAACUCGAUUUGUCCGUCAAUUCCGUUUCUUGCAUCGUGGACUUUAACCUCUUCCAGCUCAAGACAUUAAACCUGAGCAAAAACAGCAUGAGCAGCUUCCAGACCAUCGAUUCGGACCGGGACUUUGAGCUGCUGGAUCUGGAUCUGAGAGAAAAUAAAAUCCUUGAUUUCCCCGUCCUACCCCGGAAGAACAGACUCGUGUACCUGGACCUGUCCCGAAAUCUCUUGAGAAGCGUGAACUGCUCGGGUCCUGUGGACGAGCUGGAGAACCAGAAGGACAGUUCUCGUCGCGUCAGUAAACAGCAUCAAGAUCUUCCGAGGCUGAUGUAUUUAGACUUGAGUUACAAUCAGCUGAAAAGCCUCCCGUCGUCUUUCUUCGGCAGCACGGACGCUCUGGAGACCCUAAACGUCAGCAACAACUGCUUGCAGAGCUUCAGGGUGAUGGCGGACGGGCCGUUGAACUCUCUCAGAACGCUGGACGUCAGCUUCAAUAACCUCCAGGAUCUUGAGUUGGAGGAGAAGACGCUGACGGCGCUGGAGGUUCUGCACCUGCGGGGGAAUUCUCUCCGUGUGUUGGACGGCAACAUCUUCUCCAAGCUGCCCAGCAUCCACAGCCUCCACCUUCAACAGAACCGGCUGAGCAUCUGUCCCUCUGCCGAUGGCUGCGUCUCGCUCUCGUCUCUCCCUACCUUACGCUAUCUGUACUUGUCAGAGAACACGCUCUCGUCCGUCCCGCGGGAGGCCUUCAGGGGCAGCCCGCUCCUCAUCCUGGAUCUGUCUCUGAACCCCGGCGUGGAGAUAGACGCCGGCGCUCUCUCGGGUCUGGAGACCUCUCUCGGCUGGCUGUAUCUGAGAGGAAAUGAGCUCAGAGCGCUGGCCGUGGACUUCACCCUCUUCAGCAACCUGAAGUCUUUGGAUCUGUCAGUGAACCGGCUCACGGCUUUGUCUCUGUGGAGCGGGGACUCUUCCGUCGAGUCUCUGAACUUGCAGAGUAACAGUCUGGUGACGCUGGCGCCCGCCACCGUGUCGGCUCUGCAGAAAGCACUCAAGACUUUAUACGUGGGCUCGAACCCGCUGAGCUGCUGCGGAAACUCGCACCUCCUCACUUUACUGCAGCGGGACGGAGUGUCGGUGCCCGACAUCGCCGCCGCCACCUGCUGGUACAGCAAAGACUCGCGGAACACAGAGAUCAGCGUGAGCGCCGUACGGGCCGAGCACUGUGCGUCUGUGGACGGGAACGUGUUGCUGAUCAGCGUGCUUGUCUUAUUGGUGUUAGGACUGACGGUGCUGUCGACCGUCAUCUUUAAAGUCUGUCACUCCAGACGACACGCGUUCAACAGAGGAAUCAGAGCUUGAAGAGAAGAGGGAAAAGAAACCAAAACACUCUCACCUGACUGCGUUUCGGUAUGGAAUGCGUGGGUGCUUGGGAAGGAAAAAAAUCUAUGUGAAACGCACAACCUUGAGGGUCUGAUCACAUCUGAUUGAACUGGAGCGAUGAAGGUUUACGACAUAAAGACACAAAUCAGACAAAGGUAGCAGAAACACAUUUGAAGGAUAACAGAACAUGAUGAUGAUAUAACACUAGCGCAAAAGUGAAGUGUGAAUGCUCAUCUCCACACGGUGCAUCACAGAAGCACUUUCACUGGCCUGAGGACAUGUUUUUGGUUUUGUUUUCCUCCCACCGCAUGUGUGUUUGAUCAGUCUGUCUGUUUUUAGAUGUUUCCAGUCUUUGACCCUGACUGAUGUCUAUAUGGGGUGAUGUACACAAGCGGCUGAUAAAGAUAGUCAGGAGAGUCCACACACAUCAUCACGGCUGAUAUUAAUAGUGUUUUUAUUUCACAAACUGUUAACACUGUAAUAACAGCAGCUUCCUCCUGUCAAUCAUCUUCUGCUUUUCUACUGCACACCACACCACACACACACACACACACAAACACACACACGUCAUCAGAACGCUACAUGAAGGAAUUAUUACCCAUCAACUGCUAUAUAUACAUAUACAGUACAUAUAUAAAUAUAUUUAUGAAGUACUUUUGAUAAAUAAAAAGAUCUACCUGAUGUGUUUGUCCUUUAACUGCUGCUCAGACCUGUGAAGAGAGAAGAAUAUUAUCAACACAUGUACGGCUUUCAUUUACACCAACACAUACUGUGAGGGAAACUUAGUUUACUUAAAGUGACAGUUCAGACAAAAGUAAGUGAACCUCAGCUUUCCUGUGGCUCAGUGGUUAGAGCGUGGCGCUAGCAAUGCAUGGGGUCGAUCCCAGGGGAUUGCACAUAGACAGAAGCAAAUGUAUAAUACAAUGCAAUGUCAAUCGCUUUGGAUAAAAGCGUCUGCUAAAAAAUGCAUAAAUGAAACACAAAAGAAGAUAUUUUCAUAUCUUUGAUUAUCAACAUUCUUCAAAAUAUCUUCAUUUGUGUUCUGCAGAAGAAAGAAACUGACAUGACGCAUAAAUGAAUGUUGAAAGAAUUUUUGCUUUAAUUUAAAAUGGUGUGUGAGAGAGAGAGACAUUGUAUGUGUAGAGUGUUAGCUGGCAGAGAGGAAGUCAAUGCCAUCAGUUCUGUCCAAACAGGAAGCAGUCACAGGAAAAGCAGCACAUGGAACGGUGAGUUCUUGCUGUUUGUUUUCCUGCAGGAGGUGGGGGGGGGGUGUUAGAGGGCCUCUGGAUUUCUCUCAAUGUUUACAUUCAAAAAAUAUCAUUUUACAGGUUUUUUGUUGCUAUUGUUCAUUUUACAUGCUUACAAAUAAAACUUUGCCUCUAAAUCCACGUGUGACUCGAGUUA
Molecule: messenger RNA, 3892 nt
Organism: Triplophysa rosa
Lineage: Eukaryota; Metazoa; Chordata; Actinopteri; Cypriniformes; Nemacheilidae
Gene: lrrc32
Product: leucine rich repeat containing 32
Exons: 3
Coding region: 512-2467 (651 amino acids)
Cellular component (GO): extracellular matrix
Molecular function (GO): protein binding
Source: RefSeq, a predicted model, not a curated record